Molecule: messenger RNA, 5359 nt
Organism: Balaenoptera musculus (blue whale)
Lineage: Eukaryota; Metazoa; Chordata; Mammalia; Artiodactyla; Balaenopteridae
Gene: INF2
Product: inverted formin 2
Exons: 25
Coding region: 254-4357 (1367 amino acids)
Biological process (GO): actin cytoskeleton organization
Molecular function (GO): actin binding; small GTPase binding
Source: RefSeq, a predicted model, not a curated record
CCAGACACGGCAGGUCUCGGGAGAGAUUUGGCAAGACAAAACCAACAGUGGAGACACUUCACCACGUGUGCUCAUCUCACCUGGACCCUCAGGCCUGCUGCCUGCACCACCCAGCAGGGUCCAGGCUGCCCAGAGACCACCCAGACCCCGUCUCUGCUGGGGAUCAGGGAGCACUGCUGGAAGGGGUCCACACCGUCCGGCCCGGUUGAUCGGGACACUCUCCAUCCCGGAAGACCCGGAAGACCAGUCUCCCAUGAGGGAGCCUCAGACGUCAGGACGUGCGAUCAGCGGGCCCAAGGGGGGCUCCCACUCAGGGCGCACGCCACCCCGGCCCACGAACAGCGAAACUGGCAGGGCCGGGAACGGGUCGAGCCGCGGCGGAGGCGGGCCGGGUAUUUAUAGACGCGGGGAGAUUCCCUCGGCGCCCCAGCCCGCCGGGCAGGAGUGGGCGGGGCCUCUCCCGGGACCCCCACCGCAGACUCCGCCCCCGGCCGCCGCCCGCUCCCCACGUGGCCGCCGGCGGGCGGGGCUGGGCGGUGCCUCUUCUUCCUCCCGCGCGCCCAGCGGAGCCGGAGUCCGAGCUGUGCGGAGCCGUGCUGUGCGCCGGCGGUCCGCGGUUCCUGACCCGGCUCCUGACCCGACGCGGACCGAGCGCCGGCCUAAUAUACCCGCCCUCCGCCGCCGUCCCCUCCCGUUCAGCAAGAUGUCGGUGAAGGAGGGCACGCAGCGCAAGUGGGCAGCGCUGAAGGAGAAGCUGGGGCCUCAGGACUCGGACCCCACGGAGGCCAACCUGGAGAGCGCUGAGCCCGAGCUGUGCAUCCGGCUCCUGCAGAUGCCCUCCGUGGUCAACUACUCGGGGCUGCGCAAGCGGCUGGAGAGCAGCGACGGUGGCUGGAUGGUGCAGUUCCUGGAGCUGAGCGGCCUGGACCUCCUGCUCGAGGCCCUGGCGCGCCUGUCGGGCCGCGGCGUGGCCCGCAUCGCCGACGCCCUGCUGCAGCUCACCUGCAUCAGUUGCGUGCGCGCUGUCAUGAACUCCCAGGAGGGCAUCCAGUACAUCCUCAGCAACCAGGCCUACGUGCGCCAGCUCUCCCAGGCUCUGGACACAUCCAACGUGAUGGUCAAGAAGCAGGUGCUGGAGCUGCUAGCGGCCCUGUGCGUCUACUCACCGGAGGGCCACGCCCUGACCCUGGACGCCCUGGACCAUUACAAGACGGUGUGCAGCCAGCAGUACCGCUUCAGCGUCAUCAUGAACGAGCUCUCGGACAGCGACAACGUGCCCUACGUGGCCACCCUGCUCAGCGUGGUCAACGCCAUCAUCCUGGGCCCCGAGGACGUCCGUGCCCGCGCCCAGCUGCGCAGCGAGUUCAUUGGGCUGCAGCUGCUGGACGCUCUGAUGCGGCUACGAGACCUGGAGGACGAGGACCUGCUAAUCCAGCUGGAGGCCUUCAGGGAGGCCAAGGCCGAGGACGAGGAGGAACUGCUGCGGGUCUUCGGGGGCAUCGACAUCAACAGCCACCAGGAGGUCUUCGCCUCCCUCUUCCACAAGGUGAGCUGCUCCCCAGCGUCUGCCCACCUGCUGUCUGUGCUGCAGGGCCUCCUGCACCUGGAGCCCACCGUCCGCUCCGGCCAGCUGCUCUGGGGGGCCCUGGAGAGCCUGGUGAACCGGGCCGUGCUCCUGGCCAGUGACACCCAGGAGUGCACCCUGGAGGAGAUGGUCGAGCGGCUCCUGUCCAUCAAGGGGUGGCCCCGCCCGCGCUCCCUGGACAAGGCCCACAAGGGCGUCCAGGUCAACCUGGGCCAGAGUCAAAGGGGCAGCUCCCCCCAGGACACCGGUGCCCCGACGGUGGGGGUCGGGGGCCAGCAGCCAGUGGCAGCCCUCGCUGGCCUGCACGUGGCCAGUGUCCAGGGCGAGAGCGGCAGGAUGGCGCCACAGCCCACAGCUCCGGAGCAGCUGGAGCCCACCCCACCCCCAGCUGCACCCCCCCUCCCUGGCACCGCAACCUGUCCCCCGCCCCCGCCCCCGCCCCCACCCCCACCCCCACCACCUCCUCCACCCCCGCCCCUGCCAAGCCUGGGGGCCGCGUUCCCCUCACCCCCACCUCCCCCACUGCCUGGCUCUAGUGGGACCAUACCCCCCCCACCUCCACUCCCAGGCCUGGGGUGCCCGCCCCCGCCCCCGCCCCUGCCGGUCACCUCCAGGCCCCCUGCAGCGGGCGGCGCGGAGGAGAUCAUCGUGGCCCACGUGGGCCACAGCCUGGGCUCCGCCUGGGUCCCCAGCCACCGGCGGGUGCAGCCCCCCACCCUGCGCAUGAAGAAGCUGAAUUGGCAGAAGCUGCCGUCCACCGUGGUCCGAGAGCGCAGCUCCAUGUGGGCGUCACUGAGCAGCCCGGACGCUGAGGUGGUGGAGCCUGACUUCUCCAGCCUCGAGCAGCUCUUCUCCUUCCCCGUGGCCAAGCCCAAGGAACAAGCAGUGGCCCCAGCCAGGAAGGAGCCCAAGGAGAUCACUUUUCUGGACUCCAAGAAGAGCCUGAGCCUCAACAUCUUCCUGAAGCAGUUUAAAUGCUCCAACGAGGAGCUCACCGCUAUGAUCCGGGCUGGGGACACCAGCAAGUUUGACGUGGAGGUCCUCAGGCAGCUCCUCAAGCUCCUCCCCGAGAAGCACGAGAUUGAAAACCUGCGCUCCUUCACAGAGGAUCGGGCCAGGCUGGCCAGCGCUGACCAGUUCUACCUACUCCUGCUGGGCAUCCCCUGCUACCAGCUCCGGGUCGAGUGCAUGCUGCUGUGUGAGGGUACGGCCGUUGUGCUGGACAUGGUGCGGCCCAAGGCCCAGCUGCUGCUCGCCGCCUGCGAGAGCCUGCUCGCCAGCCACCGGCUGCCCGUCUUCUGCCUGCUGAUCCUGAAAAUCGGGAACUUCCUCAACUACGGCAGCCACACCGGGGACGCUGACGGCUUCAAGAUGAGCACGCUGCUGAAGCUCACGGAGACCAAGGCCCAGCAGAGCCGCGUCACGCUGCUGCACCACGUGCUGCAGGAGGUGGAGGAGAGCCACCCGGACCUCCUGCAGCUGCCCCAGGACCUGGAGCCGCCCUCCCGAGCGGCAGGGAUAAACCUUGAGAUCAUCCACUCGGAGUGCAGCACUAACCUGAAGAAGCUUCUGGAGAUGGAACGGAAGGUGUCUUCCUCCAUCCCGGAGGUGCAGGAGCAGUACUCCCAACGCCUCCAGGCCAGCAUCACAGCCUCCCAGGAGGUGGAGGAGGUAUUCCAGGCCAUCACGCAGAAGCAGCUGGAGCUGGCCGCCUACCUGUGUGAGGACGCCCAGCAGCUGUCCCUGGAGGACACGCUCAGCACCAUGAAGGCCUUCCGGGACCUCUUCAUCCGCGCCCUGAAGGAGAACAAGGACCGGAAGGAACAGGCGGCCAGGGCUGAGAGGAGGAGGCAGCAGCUGGCGCAGGAGGAGGAGGCCCGGAGGCUGCGGGGCGAGGACGGGAAGCCUGCCAGGCCGGGAGGCGGGAAGCAGGAGGACGUGUGUGUCAUCGACGCCUUGCUGGCUGACAUCAGGAGGGGCUUCCAGCUGCGCAAGACGGCCCGUGGCCGAGGGGACGCCGAGGUGGCCAGCAGGGCGGCUGCCGCAGACCCCCCGAGGCGCAAGGCACCUGCGGCCACCAGGGACCCCGUGGGAGGCACCAGCCUCCCCACCUCCGAGUCUGGUCCCGACGCUGCAGCGGCCAAGGAGCCCCGCGGCUGGGCUCUCGCAGAUGCCGCCCCCAGCAGCGCCCAGCCCACUGGAGACUCAUCAGAGAAGGGUGGGCCUGGGUCCCUGGAGAGGCGUUCUUCCUGGUACGUGGAUGCCAGUGAUGUCCUGGCCACCGAGGACCCCCUGGGCCCCCAGCCCUCUGCAGGGGCCUGGCCAUUGGUGCUGGGAGACACUCAGGCCCUGAAGCCCCUCAACUUCUCCAGUGACAAGCCCUCCACAGCGAUGGGUUUGAGCCAAGACACCGAGGAACCCACGGCCCCUCCGGGCGCCUGCCAGGCCGAGGCUGACACCACACGCGAGGGCGCGGAGGAUGCAGGUGCCCACAGCCGCGGUGCUGGCCUCCCUGCUGCAGGCCGUGGCGGGGACGGAGACGAAGAUGAGGAGCGCACAGCCCCAGACUCCGCUCUGGACACCUCCCUGGACAGGUCCUUCUCCGAGGAUGCCGUGACUGACUCGUCAGGGUCUGGCACCCUCCCCAGGGCCCAGGGCCGGACGUCAAAAGGCACAGGCAAGCGAAGGAAGAAGCGCCCCUCCAGGAGCCAGGAAGAGGUUGACCUUGACCCUGACGAUAAUAAAACAAAAAGACUCUGUGUGAUCCAGUAAGGCCUCAGGCCCCGGCCCAGAACCAAGUGAGAGGACCCGCAGCAGGACCGCUGGACGUGCUGCCGAGCAGGGCUCCUCCGGGGCCAGGCUGGGACCGGCCCCCGGGAAACCAAAACUCUGUGCCUUACCCAGCCAGUGCCGCGGUCUCCCGGAGCCCUGGCAGGGGCUUGUGGCUGGGACCCCAAUGGGCACUGGGGCCCGGCCCCCCUGGCGCCUUCCUGGCCCGCCUGAAUGCCCCCAGCCCCUCGCGGUUUGCUUUCCAAACGCCGAUGCCCAGCCCCAACCCCACACCGCAUGCACCACGGCGCCCGCCCACAGCCUGCAGGGGGCAGGGUCAGGUGGCUGCGGGCCCGGGCACCGCUGAGCUUGUGACCUGGCACCCAGCUGCUUCUGGGGACAGGCCCUCACAGACCCCCUCCCCCUGAAGCUGCGGUUAGCCGGGGGGGGGGGGAGGGGGCUGGAGCCCCGGCGCCACAGCUCAUCCCCCCAGCCCACUCAGUUGGUCUGAAGCAGUCGUGUUUAACUGAAAUGGGAUUGUUGAUGGGUUUCUACAGUUCUGUGGUGGCCAAGUCGGGGAUAGGUAGGUGGGUGAGAGGACCCCAGGGCCUUUGGGUAAAGGCAGGCUGUCUGGCAGUGCAGGGGAGGGCCAGCGUCCCUCUACUCAGCAGGGGGACACCCCAUGGAGCUGACACCCAUCCUAGCAUCUCCAGCCCUGAGGUGGGGAGGGGUCUGCCCUUGUGGCCACAGCUGGGACCUGGUCCCCUCGUCGACAACAUGACCCGCCCUGCGAACUGCUGCUCCCACCCCCAGACCCGGCUGGGCUGAGGGGAGGCCAGGGUCCAGGCCUAGGGGACCGGACAGAUCUAGCCAGAGGGGCUGCCGCCUCUCGUCUCUGACCCCAUGGGCCCCCUGCCUGCACUGCGCCCCCGCCCACCCCCCACCCCCCCACCCCCCCACCGUGUGCUGCUGAGAUGGAGGAACUUUGGCCAAUAAAGAGCAAAG